This is a messenger RNA of Thrips palmi, 1157 nucleotides long. RefSeq names its product lipase member H-like. The coding region runs from base 95 to 1051 and encodes 318 amino acids. The transcript is spliced from 7 exons. Gene Ontology annotation, molecular function: lipase activity. The record is from RefSeq and is a predicted model, not a curated record. Gene Ontology annotation, biological process: lipid metabolic process. Lineage: Eukaryota; Metazoa; Arthropoda; Insecta; Thysanoptera; Thripidae.
CGCGGUGCGUUGUCUGAUAAGAUUAAGUGUAUAUAAGGAAGCUUCGCGGAGUCCGCGCCCCGCCAGUGCCCGCAGUCCAUCGUCCGCCGCCACCAUGACCACCACAAGCUGGGCCGUCGUGGCCGCCGUGCUCACCAUGCAGGGCCUCGGCUGCGUCUCCAGCCGGGAAGUACCCUCCGCCAGGAACGAGCCCAGGCUGAAGGUCGAGAAGGCAGUCAAGUACUACAUUUUCACCAGGGACGCUCCGGCCGGACUGCGGUUCGAGCUGGACUCGCUGGACUCCCUGGCCGCCAACGGUUUCGACGCGUCGCUGUCCACCACCAUCGUGAUCCACGGCUACGGCCACGACAUCACGGACCCCCUCUUCGCCAACGUCGCCGCAGCGCUGCUGGCCGCGGACGCGCCGACGAACGUGCUGGGCGUGGACUGGGGCGUGCUGUGCCCCAAGCCGCUGUACCUGACGUCGCGCUCGCACGUGCAGGGCGUCGGCGAGACCGUGGCGGCGCUGGUGCAGCUCCUGGUGGACAACGGGCUGGCGCGCCUCGCCGACGUGCACCUCAUCGGACACAGCCUGGGCGCGCACGUGGCGGGCGUCGCGGGCAAAGUCAACACAGUCGGCCGCAUCUCAGGCCUGGACCCCGCGAUGCCGCUGUUCUUCGACUCAUCACCGGACCGCCUUCGGCCGACGGACGCCGACUUGGUGGACGUGAUCCACACGUCGGCGGGAAGGCUGGGCUACCGGGACCCCACGGGUCACGUGGACUUCUACCCAAACGGUGGCACCGUGUCCCAGCCGGGCUGCGGGGGCCUGUUCGCGGACGGCCUGCUGGGGAGCUGCAGCCACCGGCGCGCCCACGAGCUGUACGGCGCGUCCAUCGGGAACCGCGCGGCCUUCCCCGCAAAGCAGUGCGACUCCUUCAAGAAGGCCAUCGCCAACCGCUGCACUGACGAGGGUGGGCCCUCCGUCAACAUGGGGUACUACCUCAACGCGUCCACGCCACAGGGAGUUUACUACCUCACCACUACCGGAACGAAACCUUACACGAACUAGCGAGACUGCGGGUCGUCGCGUCCCCACCAGCACGAGUGCAACGGGCACGUGCAUCAACCUGACUCGAAUCCUUGAAAUUUGUGAAUACAUACAUACAGUUUCGGAG